Molecule: messenger RNA, 1652 nt
Organism: Styela clava
Lineage: Eukaryota; Metazoa; Chordata; Ascidiacea; Stolidobranchia; Styelidae
Source: RefSeq, a predicted model, not a curated record
UUUUGACGGCUAUAAAACAGGGGAGCCUAAAAAAAGCAAAAUAUUUCAGUCAGAAUCACAACUAACAGUCGUGUCCUGGCAGGCAGCAGUGAAUGAUGAUGAGGAAAUUUGUAGUUUUCGUAUUUGUCUUGAUUUUUUGCCAAGAUACAGAAUGCUCAUCCAAGUGCGGGAAGCAGUCGUUGUGGAUUAACUACAGGCAGAAAAAGACCUUCAACUCACUCAAGCUUGAUACUCCAACUUCAUGCAAAUACCGCAUCAAAGCGCCAAGAGGAUUCCAUAUAAAACUCACAUUCAGCGAAUACUAUUCAGACCCCUGCUGCUCAGAUUUCAAACUUUAUGAUGCUAGCCUCAAGCCCUUCAGAUGGACCCCUUCACAGAUUCUAACGAUUCCGAUUAUUAACACUCGCUCAAUAGAAUCGCCUGUUGAACUUGUGUAUAAAACUGAUACGUUGGGAAUAAAGCACGACAUCAAAGUUCCUGGGGACACAUCGAUAACAUUCGCCUACGAAGCAAUUAUACCGAGUGACUGUGGAUUCACAACAAACGCUGGUGUUAAAUCAAAAGUCAUUCGGUCACCUGGAUAUUCUAGAGGUUAUUCAAUGAGUGGAUUGUAUUGCAAUUGGAAAAUUAAAUCAAAACCUGGUAGAGCUAUAGUUCUAAAAUUUACUGGACUUAAUAUUCAAAGAGGUCGAGAUUAUGUUGAGAUUAGGGACGGUGAUGAAAUGCUAGGAAAGCAUGAUGGUCGGCUGAACAAGUCGAUUCCGAUUGAAUAUACAGCAUAUAGCGGACAAAUGAAUAUUCGCUUCUCCACGUCAACAUCGGAAUCUAAGGGGUUCGAGGCGACAUAUAAAGAGAUUCAGGUAAACGAGACACUCGUGGUCGACAGUUCGUCAACUUCCUCAGUAGGAGAAGGAGAUCUAAAAUGCCACCAAAGAAUGCGAAUGAAAAACAUGGGAAGAGUCAUGACAGACACUCACACCUCCAUUACAUGUCUUGUUGGACAACUCUGUGGACGAAUGGAAAUGGAAGGCGAAACUAAUGGAAUGAAAAUUUGGAACGAAAACGCAAACUGUAUUCCUGCCAACUUGUGUAGUGACACUACUUGUAGUUCAGCACCAACUCCACCAGAAAUAACUGUGACGUCAUGUAAACUUUCUUGUUGUUCUACGAACAUGUGCAACGAGUCUCCGGAUGGACCAGCCGUUCCCCCAAGAGGAGGAAUCACUCCGGAACCUCCGAUUACACCAAAAAUUAUAAAAUGCGACCACACUUCUAAAAUCACAUCCGCUGAUGGACAAACAAAGGCGUCUUCGGCAGGUGAUCCUUGUACACCUGACACUGUGUGCGCCCUUUACCGCUACGAAGGAAUAGAAAAGGGCGAAUAUAACACGGGAGAACCGGUCACCGGAACCUCAGCCAAAUGUGCUCCAAGAUCGUCAUGUAACCGCGAAGCGUGUAACCAUAUUCAAGAAUCCAAAUUUAUCAAGAUAACAGACUGUGUAGUUUCAUGCUGCAAAACUGACUAUUGUAAUAAAGAUGACGGCCUUUCUCCAGGGGAAGGGGGAGUGAAUAUGAUAGACAUUGAACCAUUUUUCAUUGGUCUUAAAUUAAGAUGGGUUAAAUUUUUAGUAAAUGAUGAAUUUGAUGCUUAA